Molecule: messenger RNA, 3148 nt
Organism: Dimorphilus gyrociliatus
Lineage: Eukaryota; Metazoa; Annelida; Polychaeta; Dinophilidae
Source: the annotation of a GenBank genome assembly
AAUUCAGAAUACGGAACCUGAUUAAUCCAUCUCCUCAAACAACGCCGUACUUUCGAUGUCUUGGACAAAUAACAUUUGUUUUUGGUACUGUAGAUAUUGUUACGCAACAACUGGAGAUUUAUCACGUAAAGAAUCAGUCAUAUCUUUUGGAAUGUCUAUCGCCAUUUUCGCUUUGUUUUGAACACGUGUCUAACGUCGGUGUAAGUUACUACAGUGACGAGUCUGUUUUCUACAACAAACUUUCAUAAGAUUUACCUUCUGUCUAUUGAUUCGCUGAAACCCAUGUCUAUUGUUAGUCUGCCUAACAUUUUUAAUGACAUUGAUUAUGUAAUCUGGUUUUCCGUUGAUCCGAUUUUAAAUCGUGUGACGUGAUCAAUGUUCAAUGUUCAUACUGUCAAAUAUUUCAUUCAGACGGCUGACUCUUAACUGAACUUCAUGAGUUAUGGGGGAAUCAAGGAAUUCGAAUGGAAAUCAUGUCGCUUAUUACGAUAAUCAAGAAUCAGCUCAUGAUUGGGAGGCAGAGAAGAGGAAGCGUAAAGAUUUCUACGAUGAUGGUACCAUGACAUUCUUCUGGCGAACCCAUACUAUCAUUACCCUCAUCGUGUUUUCUUUAUGUCUUGGUUACGUUGCUUUUUAUGAGAAUAUUAGUUCCAAUCCAGAUUUUAAUACAAAAAGGGGAGUUGCAGCUGUGAUAAUAGCUUUUGUACUCUUCGGUGUCACACACGUUCCUGAUGGGCCGUUUACUAGGCCUCAUCCUGCAUUAUGGAGGUUUAUGCUAUGUCUGAGUAUCGUGUACGAGCUAUUUUUAGUUUUUAUACUAUUUCAGACGCCUAGCGAUGCAAGAAAAUUGCUCAAACACAUUGACGAUGACCUUGGAAAGCCACUACCUGAAAAAAGUUAUGGCGGUAAUUGUUUAAUAUAUGAUAGGAAUAAUACAGAAGAUCCUUGGCAUAAUGUUUGGGAUAAAAUGGAUGGGUUUGUUGUAAUCCAUUUCGUAGGGUGGUGGUUGAAGACGCUCAUUUUAAGAGAUUAUUGGCUUUGCAUGGUAAUUAGUAUUAUGUUCGAAGUCCUGGAAUAUACUUUUGAACAUCAACUACCUAAUUUUAGCGAAUGUUGGUGGGAUCAUUGGAUUAUGGAUGCUCUAGUUUGUAACGGUCUAGGCAUUUAUCUUGGCAUGAAAACACUUAACUAUUUAAGCAUGAAAAGAUAUCACUGGCGUGGCAUGUGGAAUAUCCCAACUUAUAGAGGUAAAAUUACUCGAGUCUUGAAACAGUUUACCCCCUACUUCUGGACGGACUUUCAAUGGAAACCAACGUCGAGCUUCAAGAGAUGGAUCGCCACUCUCGGUAUAAUAGGCAUGGUUUUAUUAGCUGAAAUGAACACUUUUUAUUUAAAAUUUGUAUUGUGGGUGCCACCCCCUCACUUUCUUUGCCUCGGGAGAUUGGCUUUACUACUUUUCUGGGGUGCUGCUGCUAUGAGGGAAACGUUUCAAUAUUUAGACGAUCGAGGCUGUAAAAAAUUUGGUACACAGUCCUGGCUGAUCGCCGCAAUUAUCAUAACAGAACUGCUUAUAACUAUAAAAUUCGAUUCGGAAACAAUAACUAAGCCACUGCCGAGCCAUAUCAUUUACGUUUGGACUAUCGGAUUUUUUCUUAUCGUUUUGUGGACGAUAUGGCAUUUUUAUCUGCAGGCUAUAAAGAUGAUGCAGUAUCGAGAACCCUCAAUGUACGGUGGUAGAAAUUCGCAGAAGAGUCAUGAGGAAGAAUUAACUCCAAGGAAGAAUGCUUUCUAUGAUCCUGGAGAUCCAGAUGAAGUCGACACCGGAAUGAGGAAUAUUGUUUAUGAAAAUGAUAGGGUUCGAAACGAUCUUCUAGAUGAAAUUUGUAAAGAUAUUGGUAUUAAAGAUUCUAUGGAUUUGGACUUUUUGGAUAUAUCUCACAAUACUAAAACAACGUCAACGGCUAAUCCCCACAUAAAUAAAGGGAAUAAUACCGGAUCUAAGGAAGAUGAUCUUGAUGAAAUAAUCCCAUUCGGCGUUAAUGAUUGUGGAGAGGAACCACCCAGAGCACCCAUAAAAAAUAAAAUACUUCAUAAGCCGAAUCAUGAAUAUAGUCCAUAUGCACGAACUACUCCAAAUACAACCUCGUAUCAGAAUUAUUCUUCGGCUAUGCCUCCUCCUACAACAGUUCAACAGCAGUUUAUGCAAAAGCUUAUAUGCGACGAUUCACCGGCUUUUCGUUCACAUCCACUUUUUCCACUCCUUCGAGAUUUGGUAUUAGCUGAUAUGAACUUUUCUCUACCCUCCUUUCCCAGACAGCUAAUUGCUAAUUUGCCUGGCGAUUUCGAACGAUUAUUAAGAAAUUUUGUUAUGCGUAAUCGAACAUCAGAGAGCAGUGGAAACGCUAGCAUUGAUAAAGUUCUAACGGAUGCUUUAAGAUACGCUCACCACUCAUUAAUUUCUAAAAUUCGAUCAAGAGGCCAGCAACCAAUGCAACUGCCUCUUCCUCAACCAUCUAUGCCAACUCCUCAAAGGCCACCUAAUCCUAAUCCUGUACAGCCUCCCACUCAUUGUCAAAUGGCCGCUCCUUCUCCCUGCCAAGGGGGAGUACCGUCAACUAAUCCAUAUGCGGAAACAAAUUACCCUCUUCCACAACCACCCCAAAUGCCUCAGAUGCCCCAAAUACCAGCAAACCCAGGAUCUCCCUCUAUGCAUUCUAUGCCUGGCUCACCACUUACUUUACCGGCUUCGCCAUUGCCUCCAUCACAUCGCCCUAGGUACAACGAUCCAUACGUAUCUUAUGAUAUGUAUGGCAACGUCGACUAUGGUAUGAAUAGUGAUAUGCCACCAAAACAGCCAGGUAAAAAAGCUGUACUUCCAAAAGAGUCGGUGGCAUUUAUGCUAAAUUGGUUGAGAGAACAUCAAGAUAACCCAUAUCCAAACGAUGACGAAAAAGAGAUGCUUAUACAAAAAACGAAAUUAACAAUCAAUCAAAUUAAUUACUGGUUUACGAACGCACGAAGGCGUAUUUUACCUAAAUGGAAUUCUCAGAAAAAAGAGCAAGAACUGAUGAAAGAUGAAAAAAAAGCUAACUCAGCAAUUCCAGGUCAAAGAUCGGAUCUAAUUAAAAGUGAAGUGGAGACGAAUUAA